Molecule: messenger RNA, 420 nt
Organism: Cylicocyclus nassatus
Lineage: Eukaryota; Metazoa; Nematoda; Chromadorea; Rhabditida; Strongylidae
Source: the annotation of a GenBank genome assembly
AUGGAAAACGUGUUCCGGCAAUCCCAGGAGGACGAGCUCCUCCUGGCCUAUUUAUCCCGGUCAAUUGUGGAGAAAUCCACCAUUGAGAUUCAGCGGGAUGGUAGAGCGUUUUUAACUCUUCAAAUGGUCGACAACACGACCAUUAGUGGUCUAAUGGAGCGGAACGACGGAACCCCAUACAACUGGGAAGAAAUCGACGACGAUAAUGUUUGGAGAGGGGAUAGGCCGGGAUUGAAACUCCAAUUAGGGCAUAUUACCAUCAUAAACCUAGGAGGAUUUCUGCAUAUGCCUCCGAGGAUGGCUGCGCUGCUGAAGCGCAGCGUUGAAAACAUCAGCGGCAUCUAUUUCGUCAACCUUCUAGGGCUCGACACGGUCAUCCGGGCUCUGGAUGGCGCCAAUAAACCGUGGAGGAAUAUGUAG